Guyanagaster necrorhizus is the source of this 2322-nucleotide messenger RNA. RefSeq names its product phenylalanine ammonia-lyase. Gene Ontology annotation, biological process: L-phenylalanine catabolic process. Gene Ontology annotation, cellular component: cytoplasm. The transcript has 10 exons. Gene Ontology annotation, molecular function: ammonia-lyase activity. NCBI's taxonomy places the organism in Eukaryota, Fungi, Basidiomycota, Agaricomycetes, Agaricales, Physalacriaceae. Bases 29 to 2143 code for a protein of 704 amino acids. The record is from RefSeq and is a predicted model, not a curated record.
CUUAAACUCUCAUCGGCGGCACUCAAGCAUGUCAACGUUCACCACAGUCGACGAGGAUACUGGCAUAAUUUCUAGCUUUCUCAGUUUACUAACACAAACCAAGGCAUAUCGUAACGAAAGGCCAGUUCUUGUUGACGGACGAUCUUUAUCCAUACCCGCAACCGUGGCUGUCGCGCGUUACGGAGUAAACCCUCAAGUCGACGGCUCAACUGAGGCCAAGGAACGCGUUCAUCAAAGCAGGCGAGUCCUCGAAGAUGCGGUACUGGUGAAAAAGAGCAUAUAUGGCGUAACAACUGGUGUCGGCGGUAGCGCAGACACACGAUCCGAUGAUGUCCUAUCCCUUGGGGUUUCCAUUCUACAGCAGAUACAAUGCGGCAUUUUAUCUAUAGACGGAGAAGGCGACAGUCUACCAAUCUCUCAUAAUGCCGCUGCCACACAAAUGCCAGAGUCUUGGGUCAGAGGUGCCCUCAUGAUGCGCAUGAAUAGUAUGAUUCGUGGCCACUCCGGUGUUCGUUGGGAUGUCCUGGAAAAGUUCUCGCUUAUGCUGAAUGCGAAUAUACUCCCUCUGGUUCCACUCCGGGGUAGUAUUUCAGCGUCUGGAGAUCUCACGCCAUUGUCCUACCUCGCUGGUGCUGCCACGGGGAACCCCUCCAUUCGUGUGAACUACGGUCCGCCUAGUGCCCGUAUCGUCAUGACAUCGAAAAAUGCCCUUGCUAUAGCAGGGAUAGAGCCUCUCGUGUUCCAAGCUAAGGAGCCGCUUUCUGUAGUCAACGGAACAUCCUUUUCUGCAGCCGUGGCUGCUCUUGCCGUCUAUGAUGCAGUCCAAAUGUCGCUAUUAGCCCUUACCUGCACUGCACUUACAGUUGAGGCCUUGCAUGGGGCAAGGGGAUCGUUUUCCCCUUUCAUUCAUGCUAUUGCUAGACCUCAUCCGGGCCAGGUGGAAGCGGCUCAAUAUAUAUUAUCUCUUCUGGAAGGCAGUGAAUUCGCGAAGAAUGAUGACUCCCAAGUUCGCCUGAAUGAAGAUCCUGGCAUUCUCCGUCAAGAUCGCUAUGCAAUGCGCACUUCCCCUCAAUAUCUAGGUCCCCAGUUAGAAGAUAUUUAUGCCGCCGUAAAGACUAUCGAUCUCGAGUGUAACGCGAGCAGUGACAAUCCUCUCAUCGAGGCUGAAACGCAAACUAUACAUCUCGGCGGAAAUUUCCAGGCUAUGGCAGUCACGAACGCUAUGGAGAAGACUCGUCUUGCUCUUGAUCACAUUGGGAAACUUGCCUUUGCACAGUCAAGCGAGAUCUUGAACCCCCAUAUCAAUAAGGGCCUACCUCCAUCUCUGGCCGCCACGGAUCCCUCUCUCAACUACCAUGCCAAGGGGUUAGACGUCGUUAUGGCCGCCUAUGUGACGGAACUCGGAUAUCUUGCAAACCCUGUAUCAACGCAUUCUCAAGCUGCCGAGAUGCAUAACGAAUCAGUGAAUUCCAUGGCUUUACUUUCCGCGCGCGCCACCGUAUCCUCUCUAGAAGUUCUCGCCAUGCUGAUCGCGUCGCACCUGUAUAUUCUCUGCCAAGCGCUCGACCUUCGCGCAAUGCAGUACGAUUUCCUCGUUGGCAUCGAAGACGCCGUGAAGACCGAAUUCACCAGCAAAUUCAAGCUGCAAAAUUCGGAUACUUUAGAUCUCUCAUCUUUGGUCAAUAGGGUCUUCAGAGACUCUUUCUAUUCUACCACCACGAUGGACUUGAAAGAUCAGAUGCAAGCCGUCGCAUCGUCUUGCAUACCAGUGAUUGUCAAGUUCUUCACAACCAAACCUUCGUCGUGUGACCAACCAACACUUUCUGAUAUUAUGGCAGCCACUGAUACAAUCGCUACACGCGGUAUCGCUCUCAUGGAUGAAUUGAGAGAUCAAUAUCUUACGGGCUUGAAGGGGCGUGCACCUGCCUGCUCGUAUCUUGGUCGCACCCACGAUAUCUAUCAGUUUAUCCGUCUUGAAUUGGGAGUUCCGAUGCAUGGUGAAGAGAACUUAAAGCGGUUUGGGAACGCCCCUUAUGCAAACACCAAGACUAUCGGACAUCACGUCUCUGUCAUCUAUAAGGCCGUCAUGGACGGGAAGAUGCACGAAGUUAUUACCGCGAUGAUAGGGAAGCGGGUCUCAUGAUAUGUAAAGACUCAAAUUCAAUAAUGGAUUCUUUUGAGCGCCGAACUGGUUUCCCGGUCAACGAGUCGAGGUGAAUUGACGUCGAAAGUAAAUUUGUCAUGACCGUCCAGUCUCACGGGAACCCGCAGUUAAAAUAUAUGUCAAGCAUCUGUAUCUGCAAUUCAUGUUUUAAUACGUCC